This is a messenger RNA of Salvia miltiorrhiza (redroot sage), 3479 nucleotides long. RefSeq names its product receptor protein kinase TMK1-like. The transcript is spliced from 2 exons. The coding region runs from base 453 to 3287 and encodes 944 amino acids. Gene Ontology annotation, molecular function: protein binding; ATP binding; protein kinase activity. The record is from RefSeq and is a predicted model, not a curated record. Gene Ontology annotation, biological process: protein phosphorylation. NCBI's taxonomy places the organism in Eukaryota, Viridiplantae, Streptophyta, Magnoliopsida, Lamiales, Lamiaceae.
AAAAGACAAAAACACCCUUCUCCCUCGUUCCAGCACAAAAUCAGCCAACACCCAAAAUCCGAAAGUAACCACUUAUUUUCCAUGAUUUAACAGUCACAUUUGUCAAAGCAAUUUCAACAUUUCCUUUUCCUCUUCCUUAAUUUAUCCUUUUCCUCUCUCGAUCUGCAUUUCUCUUCAAAGACCCACUUUCUCGUUCAACAAUCUUGGCUUGAAAGUCUCUCCAUUCCCCAAUUUUUUAAUUAAUUCUCUGGUGUUUUAUGUUUACUGCUAUUAUUCCCGCACAUGAGAAAGUGGAGCUCUGCAAUUGCAAACACACACUCUCUCUCUCUCCAAUUAUCACCCCCUCUCUGUCUCUCUCCCACUCCCUCUGCGAGAUUUCAGAUGGGAUGUUGAAAAAGCUCUCACUAUAACCCAAUGCUUGUGCGCUGCUUGCUAGCUCCAAAAUAUCUGCCAUGGCGGCUGCUACCCAGAUAACAAAACUCGCCGCAGCAGCCUUCUUCCUCUUCACCUUCUCAGCCGCUGUCGUUCACAGCGCUACGACGGACCCGGGCGAUUUAGCCGUGCUGAAUCAGUUCAGAAAAAAUCUCGAAAAUGCGGAGCUUCUGCAAUGGCCUGCCAAUGGCGGCGACCCAUGUGGGCCCCCCAGCUGGCCCCACGUCUUCUGCGAAAACGGAAGAGUGACUCAGAUUCAGGUGCGGGGUUUAGGUCUCAAAGGCCCUUUGCCGGAAAACUUCAACCAAUUGUCUAAACUGUUCAACAUCGGCCUUCAAAGGAACCAGUUUACCGGAAAGCUGCCGUCUUUCAGCGGUCUUUCCGAAUUGAAGUAUGCGUAUCUGGACAACAACAACUUUGAAACAAUCCCAUCUGAUUUCUUCGACGGUCUCGUGAAUUUGGAGGCGAUGGCAUUGGAUUACAACCCUCUCAACGCCACCACCGGCUGGUCCUUGCCGGAGGCGCUCCGCGGCUCGGCUCAGCUGACCAAUCUCACAUUGAUGGGCUGCAAUUUGGCCGGACCGCUGCCGGAGUUUCUAGGGACCAUGUCGUCCCUGCAGGUUUUAAGGCUGUCGAAAAAUCGGCUUUCCGGCAGCAUUCCGGCGAGCUUUAAGGGGUCUGUUCUUGCAGAGCUUUGGUUGAAUGAGCAAACUGUGGGGAUGUCUGGUUCAAUCGAGAUCGUUGCCACCAUGGCUUCUCUCACUAGCCUCUGGCUUCAUGGGAAUCACUUCACAGGUAGAAUUCCAGACAACAUUGGUGAUUUGGUUUCAUUGCAAGAUCUUGACCUCAAUGGGAAUGAGCUUGUUGGCUUGAUUCCUGCUAGUUUGGUUGGAAUGAAGCUGGUUAGGAUUGAUUUGAAUAACAAUCAUUUUAUGGGGCCUAUGCCUAAAUUCAAUGCUGCUAAUGCUACUUAUGGAUCAAAUCCAUUUUGUUUGCCUAACCCUGGAGAUCUCUGUGCCCCUUCUGUGAUGGCUCUGUUAGAGUUUCUUGAUGGUGUGGAUUACCCUUCUAGGCUCGUGGGCUCGUGGUCGGGUAAUGAUCCGUGCAGACAGUCUUGGUUGGGAGUAGGGUGUGAUCCUAGUGGAAAGAUCAUCACAUUCAACUUGCCCAAUUCUAAUCUUUCUGGUGUAUUGAGCCCUUCCAUUGCCAAUCUUGAUUCCUUAACUCAUAUAUAUUUGCAGUCUAACAAUCUCUCUGGUUUGGUUCCAUCAAAUUGGACUAGUUUGAAGUCUUUGGCAGUGUUGGAUUUGAGUGACAACAAUAUUUCCCCUCCACUUCCAAAGUUUAGUGCAAGUGUCAAGCUUGUUUUAGGUGGGAAUUCCCUUUUGAAUCCAUCUCAAAACAAUAGCACGUCAUCUCCGGGCUCACAGUCCUCGCCUAGGUUGCCUUCCUCGUCUGAUUCUGUCAAUACCACGCGCGAUUCCACUGCAGGGAAGCGUUCAAAUAAGCUCUACGUGAUUGUUGCACCUGUUGCUUGUUUUUCGGUUCUAAUUUGCUUGGUUGUGCCACUCUCGAUGCACUUGUGUAAGAAGAGGAAAGGCAGGGUGCCUACCUCCCUUGUGGUGCAUCCGAGAGGCCCGUCUGAUUCAGACAACAUGGUCAAGAUUGUGGUCGCGGAUAACACAAACAGGAGUGCUUCCUCUGCUGGCUCUGCCAGCGUGAACAGCGGCCAGUCUCAUGUGAUUGAGGCGGGGAACUUGGUGAUCUCGGUCCAGGUUCUCCGAGAUGUGACCAAGAACUUUGCCCCAGAGAAUGAGCUUGGGCGUGGCGGGUUUGGGGUGGUUUAUAAGGGGGAGUUGGAUGAUGGGACUAAGAUAGCAGUGAAGAGGAUGGAGGCGGGCGUGAUCAGCAACAAGGCGUUGGAUGAGUUCCGGUCUGAGAUCGCUGUGCUCUCCAAAGUUCGGCAUAGGCAUUUGGUUUCUCUGUUAGGAUUCUGUGUUGAAGGGAAUGAGAGGAUUCUGGUUUAUGAGUAUAUGUCGGAGGGGGCUCUGAGUAGUCAUCUUUUCCAUUGGAAGAAAUUGAAUUUGGAGCCUCUUUCUUGGAAAAGGAGGCUCAAUAUUGCCCUUGAUGUUGCAAGGGGGGUGGAAUACCUUCACAAUCUAGCUCACCAAAGCUUCAUUCACAGAGACCUUAAGCCUUCUAAUAUUUUACUUGGUGAUGAUUUUCGUGCGAAGGUCUCAGAUUUUGGGCUCGUGAAGCUCGCCCCGGAUGGGGAUGGGAAUGGGGAGAGGUCUGUAGUCACCCGCCUUGCUGGGACUUUCGGGUACCUUGCUCCUGAAUAUGCCGUUACGGGCAAGAUCACGACCAAGGCGGACGUCUUCAGCUUUGGAGUUGUGUUGAUGGAGCUUCUGACCGGAAUGAUGGCACUGGAUGAGGAGAGGCCCGAGGAGAGCCAGUACUUGGUGGCGUGGUUCUGGCAGAUAAAAUCGAGCAGGGAGAAGGUGAUGGGGGCGGUGGACCCGGCCCUAGACGGAAAGGAGGAUAUCUCGGAUAGCAUCGCCAUCAUUGCUGAGCUGGCUGGUCACUGCACGGCCAGGGAGCCGGGGCAACGGCCUGAUAUGGGGCACGCUGUGAACGUGCUGGCCUCCCUCGUUGAGAAGUGGAGGCCACUCAACGACGAGGCGGAGGAGUAUUGUGGGAUCGACUACAGCCUUCCCCUCAACCAGAUGGUGAAGGGCUGGCAGGAGGCAGAAGGGAAGGAGCAUAGCAGUAUGGACCUUGAGGAUAGCAAUGGCAGCAUCCCGACUCGACCUGCCGGCUUCGCCGACUCCUUCACCUCGGUUGAUGGCCGUUAGGGUUAGCUAUUCAUUUUUUGUUCAUAAUUAAUUUUGUCAUGUUGUUUUCAUUUGUUUGUUGUUUGCUUACGUUGUGUAUGUGUAAUGCUUGAUGCCAGUUUUGUUGGUUUGUAGAUAUUGGAGAGUUAGAGCAGUCCCUCACUGCUGCAUUCUUGUUUUCUAAUUAUUAAUGAAUUUGUGUUUUUGUGAGCA